Ixodes scapularis (black-legged tick) is the source of this 336-nucleotide messenger RNA. RefSeq names its product evasin P1095-like. The record is from RefSeq and is a predicted model, not a curated record. The transcript is spliced from 3 exons. NCBI's taxonomy places the organism in Eukaryota, Metazoa, Arthropoda, Arachnida, Ixodida, Ixodidae. The coding region runs from base 1 to 336 and encodes 111 amino acids.
AUGGAGCUCAACGCCUUUACCUUUCAUCAAAUUGCCGUAUUCAUUGCCAUUGGGUAUCAUGCCAAUACCCAUUCAACUGUUGAUGGAUCCAAGGUAGAAACUUCCGACAGUGACUCCAGUCACGACAUUGAUGUCUCGUAUUGCGGCAUGAAUUGUACGGUUGAAAAUGGAGUCUCGAGGGGGUGCAACGGAGAUUGUGUAUGUGUACAUCACGGCAAUGAACCCAAUGGUAUCUGCAUAACCUUCACGAAUUUAGGAGAUUUAGGAAAUCCUCUCGAAGAUCCGAGCAUCGAUAAUGCAACGCCUUUGACACAAAUUUUUGCAGACGAAACAUAA